AGGAGUUAGAGAAGGAGAACUCAGAGGCAAAAACUUUAUCCACGUAAGAGAGGACUCUUGGAAGUUCUUUCAGCACACUGGAUAACAUCAAGAACAUUUUUCUGUGGAUUAAUGUUGCCAUAGUUUAUUGGAUUAAGGAUUGCAGAAGGAGCUGAAGGAGGGAGUCAUGAGGGUCAUCUGCUCCUCUCUGGUUCUUCUGACCAUCUGGUUGGGUUAUGGGGGUCGACUGGCAUUAGCUCAAGGUGUCAGAUGCCCAUCCAUCCAGGUAGAAGACUGGAAGUUUCCUCAGACUGCAAGACUCAACAUCACAGGUUUCAAUCUUGUGCGCCGUUUCUCCCUGAUGAAGAACAGCGAGGUCAAGAAGAUCCGAAACCCAAGAGGCCCUGUCAUCUUCCGCCUUGGGAAAGUCCAACUCAUCCAACCUACAAAUCAAGUGUUUCCUCACGGACUGCCAGAGGAGUUCACCCUGGUCUUUACCCUGCUGUUGAAGAAGAAAAGUUUGAAUGAUAACAUUUACCUUUUCCAGAUAUCAGAUGAGCAUGGUUAUCCUCAGUUCUCACUGGAUUGGAAUGGGCCAGAUGGCAACCUGGCUCUCCGGGCAAGAGCGGCUGACCCUGAAGGGUCCAUGGUGGGGUGCGUGUUUGAAGGUGAUGGUGUUGAUUCUCUGAUGGACAUGCGCUGGCACAAGGUGGCUUUGAGUCUGCAGAGAGAUGCUGCCUCCCUGCACGUGGACUGCAGCUCCAUUGAAACCAAGCCCCUGGAGCUCCGUGGCCAGCUGCCCAGCAGUGGAGACACACUGUUGGGUAUGAGAGCAACUGAUGCUGACCCUGUCGAGAUUGAUGUGCAGCAGGUGAUGGUGUAUUGUGACCCUUCUCUGGCCAUCCAGGAGGCCUGCUGUGAGAUACCUGGAGCUCGGUGUCCAUCAGAUACCCCGAAGAGUCGGCGAGCUGCAGAGAACCAGGUUGAGUUUGUGCCCAAUCCCUUUGCUCAGGCAAUCUUUGGAUCAAAGGAUCUGGCAGAAAAAUGUGCAGGCUGUGUGUUGAUCAGUGAGGAACAGAGUGUUAUUCAGGAGGGUUACACAGGUCAACAAGGCAUCAAAGGAGAGAAAGGAGACCGGGGUUUGGACUGCACUGCUGCUGGAGUUCCUGGACGAUGCUCAGAAGGCGCUAAGGGAGAGAAAGGAGAGAAGGGAGAGUCGGGUCUACCUGCCAAUUGGGGUGAAGCUAUAGGUGUGAAGGGAGACAAAGGGCAGAAAGGGGAGGUCGGAGCCCCAGGUGUGGCUGGAAGUCCGGGCAAAGAUGGUCGAGCUAAUCCUAUUUGUGUGGUGGGCCCUAAAGGGCAAAAGGGUGUUCCUGGUGCAGUUGGUCCAGAGGGGCUUGCAGGGGAACCGGGCCGCCCAGGGAUUCCUGGACUACCAGGAGUUGGCAAACCAGGACCACCAGGGCCCCCUGGUGGACCUGCAGGAUCAAAAGGGGACAAAGGGGAUUCUGGCAUUCCUGGUAAAGAUGGAAGUCCUGGAGAACCUGGUCCGAGAGGAACUUGGGGCCCAAAAGGCGAGAAGGGAGAAUCAUGUGAACCAUGUCCAGUGGUUUCUUUAGACUCUACAGGCAACACUGUGGCCCUUGAGGGCAAGCAGGGGCCAAAAGGAGAACCAGGGGCCCCAGGCAUAGGAGAACAUGGUCCACCGGGUCCUCCAGGACUAGAUGGCAAAGCAGGAGAAAAGGGGGAGCCAGGAGCGAACGGGACCAAAGGGGAAAAGGGUGAACCCUGUACAGGCUGCCCUGUCAUUGGAGAUCUUCCUGCAGGUCUUCUGAAUCAGGCUAAGAAGGGAGAGAAGGGAGAUACAGGCGUUGGACAGAAAGGAGAGCAGGGAGAGCCCGGUCAAAGUGGCCUUGCUGGAUUGAAAGGGGAAAAGGGUAAUGCUGGCAGCAGAGGACCUGAGGGAAAAACUGGCAAACCAGGUCCAAGAGGGCAAAGUGGAAAGGAUGGACAGAAAGGAGCUAUGGGUGAUCCUGGACAACCCGGUAUUGGGUCAUCUGGUCCAAAAGGUGAAAAGGGAGAGUCAUGUGGUGUGUGCCAAACCAAUCUCUCUGAGGUGGGAGGAGGCCCAUCUACAAUAAAGGUUGCAGGGGAACCUGGCCCACCAGGACCACCAGGGCCACCAGGAGGAGUCGUUGAGGGCAAGCAGGGGCCACCAGGACUUCAGGGGUUUAAAGGACAGAAAGGUGAUCAGGGUCUACAGGGUGACUCAGGUGUUGCUGGGACACCUGGAGCCCCAGGACUUCAGGGUGAACCAGGAAGAAAUGGCCUUGAUGGACUAAAAGGAGAAAAGGGAGAUGCGUGUGACAGCUGUCCAUCACUCCCUGAAGGAAACGGCAAUGUAGUUGGCUUACCAGGACUCAAGGGAGAGAGAGGAGAGCCAGGUUUGCCAGGGGAGGGCAGAGAAGGGGAACGGGGUAAACCAGGCCCACCUGGUGUCCAGGGGCCUCCAGGGCUCAAAGGCAGCCAGGGUGAUGCUGGACCUGCAGGAAUUGGUCUUCAAGGCCCACAGGGUGAGCAGGGGCCUAGAGGUUUUCCUGGAGCUGCUGGUCCUGAAGGACAACAAGGACCUGCAGGGCCAGUGGGACCAGUGGGACAGAGGGGACUAAAGGGAGACAGGGGACCACCAGGGCCUCAGGGGCCAAUGGGAAUGGGAGCAAUUGGACCUCCGGGUAGAGAUGGUAACAAAGGGACGUCUGGAACCCCAGGGCUGGAUGGAACCCCUGGAGCCACUGGGCCUAAAGGUGACAAGGGUGAACCAGGAGAGUGCAACUGUCUGCAUCAUACAUUCCCGGGAACUGGUGGGCCUGGUGUCCCAGGUGGUGAGAACAGGUGGCAGCCUGGUCCUCAGGGGCCUCCUGGACCACCAGGCCCUCCAGGUCCUCCUGGGCCCCAGGGCUUCAUUGGAAUACCAGGACCACAGGGUAUCCCUGGCAUCGAUGGCCUAGCAGGGAAACCGGGUCCACCCGGCCAAGCACCUAUUGUUGCUCUGCCUCAGGAUGAAUCCUCCUCUGGCAAGGAGGGGUGUAGAGAAUGCUCCAAGGGCCUACCAGGUGUGCCCGGCAUGGUUGGUGCUAAGGGUGAGAAGGGAGAUCAGGGCAAGCCUGGUGUUGUCCCCUUAGAAGGAUGCGAGCGGUGUCUAGAGCAGCUGCAGAGAGAGCAAACACCAAGUGGACCUACUGGUAACAGUGGUCAGUGCGUCGGUUCUCCAGGGAUGCCGGGUAUCCCAGGGACCCCAGGGGCCAAAGGAGAGCCAGGUCCUAGGGGUGAGCGAGGACCUUUUGGACUUCAAGGAAACCCGGGCAAUAUUGGUUUGCCUGGCCCUCAAGGACCCUCUGGACUGCCUGGUCAGCAAGGUCAGAGAGGAACAGAUGGGCUUACAGGACAGAAAGGUGAACAGGGUCCACCUGGAAACCCUGGCUAUCCGGGAACAAUGGGACCACCUGGACUCCCUGGACUAAAAGGAGAGCGUGGCAGUCCAGGCAGUGCGGGGCAGAAAGGAGAAACUGGCCCACCAGGAUCUCCAGGUUAUCAAGGACCAGUCGGCCCAGCAGGUCCUAAAGGGGAAUCAGGAACAGCGGGACCCGUGGGACCAAAGGGAGAUCAGGGUUUCCAAGGAUCCCAAGGAUUCCCAGGACAACCGGGCCCUCCAGGUUUCCCAGGAAAAUCAGGUCCCCCAGGCCCUCCAGGGCCACAGGCAGAGAAGGGUACUGUUGGAGUUCAGGGCCCACAGGGACCUUCAGGUUCCCCAGGAUCACCUGGGGCCCCAGGCAUGCCUGGACCACCUGGAAUGGAGGGACAUAAUGGAAAGGAUGGAAAACCAGGUUUACGGGGUGAGCCAGGACCAGCUGGCCCAGCAGGACUCAGGGGAAUACCGGGUUUCAAGGGCAUCAAAGGACACACAGGUCUCCCAGGAAUGAAGGGAGACAGAGGACCUCAGGGACCUGCUGGAGCAACAGGAAGGCCUGGUCUAGAGGGUGAUCCUGGCCCUCCUGGGCCACAAGGACCACCUGGAGCACCAGGGCAUAUGGGUGCUUCAGGUCCUCCAGGGCCAGCGGGACCAGUUGGGCCAUCUGGAGUGGGCAUUAAUGGAGAAAAGGGGGAAGAAGGAGAGAGAGGACAGGCUGGAUUACCCGGCCCCCCAGGACUUCCUGGUUAUCCAGGACUGAUGGGUGAACCAGGAAGUGAUGGAGCAGCAGGUAAAGAUGGAGCCGCAGGCCUGCCAGGAGAACCUGGUCCACAGGGACAGAAGGGUGAGGCAGGUACAGCAGGCCAGAGGGGACCCCCAGGAGAACGAGGACGUCCUGGCCCACCAGGAGGAGGCUUUGGGUUUGGCUCUAAAGGACCAGAAGGGAUCAUAGGACCAGCAGGACCACGUGGCGAGAGGGGAAGCCCAGGUUCACCUGGACCAGCUGGGGUCCCUGGAUCACCAGGAAUCCCAGGAAAUGAUGCUGUUGUGAACUAUGAUGAUUUAAGGUCCUUCAUCAGACAGCAAGUCAUAAAGAUCUUUGAUGAGCGCAUGGGCUACUACAUGUCACGAAUGCAGAUGCCAGUUGAGAUGGUCGCAUCCCCUGGUCGACCGGGACCCCCAGGGAAAGAUGGAAGUCCUGGAAUCCCAGGGCCCCCAGGGAUUCCAGGCAGUCCUGGGCAGAUUGGCCGUGAGGGAAGGCAGGGGCCCAUGGGCCCACCUGGUGCCCCUGGUGUAAAGGGAGAGAAAGGAGAUAAAGGUGUAGGAGAGAUGGGAGACAGUGGUCCUCCAGGUGCUCCAGGUGUGCCUGGUCCUCCUGGUUACGGUAAGAUGGGACCACCCGGUCCUUCUGGUCAGCAGGGCAUCCCCGGGGUUUCUGGACCUCCAGGGACCCCUGGACAGAAGGGCAAGGAUGGCCGUUGUCACCCGUCAGACUGUAUGAGGAUGCCUGUGGAGUACAACCCCAAAGGUCCCCCUCCCAUAGGUCCCAUGUACUAGAAGAGCAUGUGAGAGGGUCUAAGAGAGGUAAAAGAUGGAGGAUGAUACCCAAUGAUUGGCAUUCUCUCAAUGACUUACCUGUACCUACUAAGGCUUCAGAGAAGAACCAUGGAGAACCAAAGGAUUAGUGUGCAUUUAUUUCACAAUGAGCAAGCCACUGAUGCCAGGCCACUCACUGAUUCAUCACCAAAGUGGACAUUUAUAAGCUGUUGUUUGCUUUUGAACCAAUGCAGAAUGGCAGUGCAUUCUCUACUACCACUACAACCGGUGCAAAAUGCAAAACCCAGUGCAUUGAACCUUCAACCUUAUCCCAAAAUGCCACACUUGCAUCAUAAAUGUUUUUGAAUAUGAUUUAUUAUAGCAAAUGGAAGACUCCUAGAUUCACAAGAUACUCUUAACUUUACAUACAUGACGUCCCUGAACAAUUGUGUAUAUUAGCUUAAAUGAUUUGUAUUGGUGACAAGAUUUAUUUAGGAAUCAGAUUUCAGCAUUUCAAUAAGCCUACAGGCCCCACUAAAGAUAUCCGUUAGUUGCCUUUGACACCUCACAUCAAUGCUCUUUGUAUUCUAUUAAAUUAAUUUUGUGAAUUAAAUACAAGUUAAACAGAUAGUUUAUUCAAAAAUGAAAUGUAUUUAAUCGUUUACUCACCCUCAUGUUGUUCCAGACAUGUAUGCCUUUUUUUUAUCGCUUGGAACACAAAAAGAAAUGUUUGGCAGAAUGUUAAACUAUGUCACCAUUCACUUUCAUUGCACCUUUUUUUUUUUUUUUUUUUUUUCGCCAUACAGUGAAAGUGAAUGGUGACUGAGUCUAACAUUCUGCCAAACAUUUCUGUUUAUUUCGUGUUGACAUUUUCAUUUUUGGGUGAAUUAUCCCUUUAAGUCCUAUCAACAGCUUCUGUGGCAUGCUGAAAAUAAACAAAAAACUGUUGACACAUGCACUUACAAUGGAAGUCUAAGGGGCAGCUGCUGCAUGCUUACUAGGGCUGUUUGAUUCCAGAAAUGUGGAACUCGACUCUAUUCCUGCAUCGAUUCCAAGAGUCCAUUCCAGACUAAUUUUUUUGAUUCCGAAAAUAACAGGAAGUAAAGUUAAAUCUCAUAAUAAACAGCUCACUACUAAGCAUUCUUUGCACUAUUUAUAACUGCAUGAAUUACAUUUACUAUUAAUAGGUCCAUUCUAAAAUUAAAUCAGGGCCUAUAUGCACAUACCAAAGCGUGAUCAGUCCCAUGAGAUACAUUUGAGGGAAGUUUGAGUAGAUGCACAUGUGUUCCAAAGAACUACCACAAAUAAUCUUAAAAGCACCAUUUAACCUACAUUGGAAUUGUCUGUUACCACUCACGAGAACCGUCCACUACCUUUUGUACUCUGAAUAAAAUGUCCAAACCAUACACUUCAGUUUUAUUUAAAAAUCCAGGUUGUUGUACUGGUUUAUUUCAUACAAUUUAAAAAAAAAUAUAGAUUUUAUAACGUGUACUUAAAAUUAUUGUUUUUGAAUUUGAUUUCAUAAAAUAAUUUUAAAUAAAAAUUGUGUAAAAUGUAGGCUACAUAAAAAUAUAUAUAUGUGCAAAAGGUUUUAAAGCACUAAAAUGUCUAGAACAAGUAGAGAAGCAUUACAUUGUCGCUUUUAUAAGUGCAGCACAUUGAUCAUUUAAACUUAAACAUACCGAUUUGUUGAUGUGAACUAGGAAGCUAACUCAACUCUGCCAUCUCCUUGUUGCAGACUUGUUUUGUUGUAACAUCGGGGAAGUCGUUUGUUAUCGUAUGCUAAUUUACUGUCACAAAUUUGGCAUGUUAUUUGAUUUUAAUCCAAAGUAAAAUACCAGCAAACAAUACAGGUCUGGAAAGCAGAUAUGUUGAACUGUGUGAUUGCUUCAUACAGAUGAAAAAACAGAGUGGAUUUACAGAUGCUGACGGACUACAAAAGACUCAGAGUCAGGUUGAUGAUUGUUAAGAUGCAGUUAUUUUAUAAUUCUUUUGUAAAUUGAUUUAGUGCUGUUAGGCUUCUGAAAUGUGUAGUAGUUCAGUGGUUGAGGAAAUAAACACAGUCCAAAAAUAUCAACUGGUUUCCCUGAAAGGGAGUCGAUUCCCAGCCCUAAUGCUUGUCCCAUAGACUUCCAUUGUAUGUGCAUUUCUGUGUGCACGUCUAUAUUGUUUGUUUGUUUUUACAAACUAAGGUACGUAAGGUCAAAAGGUGGGUUGAAAUUAUUUUCUGUGGUUAUCAACAGAAUGCCACAGAUGAAAGAGCUUAACUUGUAUUUAAACUGGAAUAUUCCUUUAAGAAUAUUUUUGGCAGCUGCUAAAUUUCUGUUUUGGCAUAUACAGUGUGGCAUAAAUAUUUUUUGCCAAUAAAAAUGUCCUUCCACAGUUUGUUGAAGACUGAAAUAAUAAUUUUGAGGUUAUCAUUAGGCAUAGAUAUGGUUCCUGUGAUUAAUUAUGUUAAUUAUUAAAAUUAACUUCCCUGAGGGCUUGUGUUGUACAUAUUUAUAUGUAAUGGCUUUUUGUACUUUUUAUAAAUUUGACAUCAGCAUGGCAGCCCUUGUUAUUGUCACUUUGUCUCAGAUAUUUUGGAAUAUUGUGAAAUUUUAUAAGCUUUAAACAAAUGGAUGUUUUGUAUGCAGUUUUGGGUUGGAAAGCAAACUUGUAUAAGUUUGUAAGUUUGUAUUUGUAUAAGUUUGUUAGUGACACCUAGGCUAUCUCUCUGUGAGCUCUGUGAUGACAUCUCAUCCAACAUGCUGGGCUCUUAAACUUGAAUUUACUUCUCUGAUAUGCUGUACCACUUGCCAGUGAACCAUCAUGUGCUUUUAGAAUGCUCUAAUCUUAAGUAAGCUUUGCUAGUCAUCUUGAAAAACAUCAGUUCCCCAUCCUUCAUCAUUCAGUUUUCAUCUUCUCUAAAGCUAAAUGCAAACCACCAGAAAGCUGUUCACUGUUUCUCAGUAAUUCAGUACUCUGCUGCGGUAGGCAGUCCGAUGCUUUAUCAUCUCUUUGUCACUCCUAUACCUGCUCUGUGUGUGUAUUAGCUAUACUUAGCUAUAGUUUGGGGACAAAUCAGUCCAUAGUAUGUAUAACAUAUGGGUUUCCUUUUCUAUACUUUGGAAACAACAUGGUCCUCAGAAGUUAGCUUAAUCUGACAAAACUUCCCUUUGUGGACAUUCUCAAUUGGAAAAUGACAUAAAGCCAAUAAUGUUUUUGUAACACUUUACAAUAAGGUUCUAUUUGUUAAAAUUAGUAAUUGUAUAAGGUGUCAAGAACUAACAAUGAACAAUAUAUUUUUACAGCAUUUAUUAAUCUUGGUUAGUGUUAAUAUUUAAAGAUAGCCUACAGUUUUUCACUGUUGGUUCAAGCUGGUUAAUAAUGCAUUAACAAAUGUUAACAUACGCAACUUUUAUUUAAAAAAAAUGUAUUAGUAUAUGUUGAAAUUAACAUUAACCAAGAUUACUAUGAGCUGAAAAAGUAUUGUUCAGUAAUAGUUCAUGUUAGUUUACUAUUGUUUCAAAAAUACAACAUAUUGUAAGGAGUAGGUAGGAUAUUACAAUUAGCUUUAUGUAAAAAGUUGAUGGUAUGUCUCUGUUUAGAUAUUUCAGAAAAUCAAUGUGUGUACGUGUGUGUAAAGGUAGAGAGAAAGAGUCUGCAUCCAUAUUAGGAGGAUAACUUUGUCAGAGCUUAUAAGUUUAGUUUUUCUGAGAGCAGUGAGAAUUCAAAUUCUCAAAUUAUGCAGUUUUCAAAGGUGAACAUUUGAAUGAAUUUCAUAUUGGCUUUUCAGCCUUUUAUUUAUCCCAAGCUUUUAAAAAUCCCUCCCAUCAUGCAUCUCAUCAUAGCGAUGUUUGUGUCAGCAAGUAAUUUGUGUGCAAAUCCUUUUUUGAAGAAACCUAAAUGCAAUAAAACUUUGAAAGCAGAA
This is a messenger RNA of Myxocyprinus asiaticus (Chinese sucker), 8897 nucleotides long. It is a transcript of the gene col16a1, whose product is annotated as collagen, type XVI, alpha 1. The coding region runs from base 167 to 5005 and encodes 1612 amino acids. The record is from RefSeq and is a predicted model, not a curated record. NCBI's taxonomy places the organism in Eukaryota, Metazoa, Chordata, Actinopteri, Cypriniformes, Catostomidae. The transcript has 71 exons.